Messenger RNA from Panonychus citri (citrus red mite), 2871 nucleotides. Its product is annotated as RNA cytosine C(5)-methyltransferase NSUN2-like. The record is from RefSeq and is a predicted model, not a curated record. Gene Ontology annotation, molecular function: methyltransferase activity. The coding region runs from base 436 to 2439 and encodes 667 amino acids. NCBI's taxonomy places the organism in Eukaryota, Metazoa, Arthropoda, Arachnida, Trombidiformes, Tetranychidae. Gene Ontology annotation, biological process: RNA methylation. The transcript has 3 exons.
CAGAGAGAAAAGUUUAAUCAGUUUUCAACUCUAAUUAGUGAAUUCUUAUUUAAUUAAUGAAAAGUGAUCAAUUAAAUAGUAAAAAAAGAAAUACUAGUGAAAUAAUUAAAAAUCGUUUCAGAAAAUUCAGUUUUCUUUUUCAUGUGAAAAUAUCUCAUGUGGUAUCAGUGCUUCUGGAUUUUGAUCUCAAAAUUUGCCUUUAACUGAAUUAACAUUGGAUUCAAUUCAUUAAGACUUGAUCCCAUUUCUGGCUGUUUAGGCUUAACCUCUUAUCACCCUGUAGUUGAUUGCUUUUUCUUUGGUAAAUUUGUUAAUUCUCAUAGUUAAAUGUGAUCAAUUUUGAUUUUCGUUGUUAACAUUAACUGCCAUUCGUUGAUUGAUUAGUAAAUUCAAUCGACAAACCAGCUAACCACAUGAAUUGACCCCAAAAACCAAAUGAUUUCAAGAAAAAUUUUCCCAAUUUGUAACAAUGUUUAUCAACCAUCACAGUUGAUUACUCGUUGUUACUUUAAUCAAUUUAGUCGAUUUAUUUUAUCAUCAGCUAAUUUCCAACAGUCUCAACGGUUGUUUAACACUCAAUUAAGGCGAAACAAUUACAACAGAUUAGAGAGAGUUAAGUUAUCUAGUGUUAACCAAGAUGAAGAUGAAGAUGCUAAUCAGUUUCUACCAUUGGAUGAAUUGAAAAAUGAACCAUUUGAACAAUUCCUAAAGGCUCAAGAAAUGGUUAAAGAUGAAAAUGAAUGGAAUCAAUUAAUGACCAUCAUGAGGGAACCAUUACCAACAUCAAUUCGUGUUAAUAAAAAUCCAUUUAAUCAACAUCUCUUGGUAAAAGAAUACAUGGAAACCAAAGCAUCAUCGGAAUGGUUUGUUGAUACUUCCGGUAAACAGUAUUUAUCAAAAUAUCCCUGGUACCCGGAGGGUUUAGCUUAUUACUUUGGCCGUGAUGCUCCUCUUAAUAAGUCAAGUUUCGGUUUUUUUGCCAAAAGUGGAAAAUUUUCCGGAUCAGUUUAUUUCCAAGAAGCUGUUUCAAUGAUUCCAAUAUUGUCUCUUGAUAUUAAACCGAAUCACUCAAUUCUUGAUAUGUGUGCCUCACCUGGUUCCAAGACAACCCAAGCAUUACAACAAUUAAACUCAUUUUCACCUUUAACCAACAUAACGGGCUGUUUGAUUGCGAACGAUAUUGAAACAACCAGAGUUGCCAAGUUAAUUGUCCAUGCGAAACAUUUAUGUUAUCCCCAGUUAAUUAUUACCAAAGGAAAUGCUUCCAAUUUUCCUCCACUUCAAGAUGACAAUUUACCAACAUUUUACCAUAAAUUUGAUCGGAUUCUUUGUGAUGUUUCUUGUACCGGCGAUGGAACCGUUAGGAAAAAUCAUGGAGUCUGGAAAAUUUGGGAUCCAAUUUUUUUCCACCGUUUCCAUUUUAACCAAUUAAAGAUAAUCAAACGAGCUGUAACCCUCCUUGCAAAGGAUGGAUUAAUUGUCUAUUCAACUUGUAGCCUUAAUCCAGUUGAAAAUGAAGCAGUUAUCGCUUCCCUGAUCAAUCAAUCAAAUGGAUCCCUGGAAUUAGUUGAUUGCCACCAAAUGUUUCCUUCGUUAAAUUGUAUUCAUGGUCUUUCAAGGUGGAAAAUAAUGCAACCCGAUGGAUCGAUAAUAUCUGAUUAUUCAGAGAAAAAUGAUGAAAAAGUAUUGGAAUCCAUGUUUCCCCCUGAGAAUAUUGAUUCCAUUGGUAUUGAUCGAUGUCUCAGAAUUUUACCUCAUCAUUUUAAUAAUGGUGGAUUUUUUAUCGCUUUAAUUAGGAAAAAUGAUCAAGUUCCAUGGGAAUCAAGUUUACCUUAUCAUAGACAGAAAGUUGAUGAAUCAAUUAAACUGAAAUUCUUAAAUUCUUAUGAUCCAGAUUGGUUGGAAAUUAAGGAAACAUUUAAAUUACCUGAUGAUUUUCCUUGUGAACAAUUAGUUUCAUCGUCCGAGAUUAACAAAAGGAUACAUUUUGUCACGAAAGAUGCCAAAAGGAUAAUUAUCGACAAUUCUGAUAAACUAAAUAUUAUCCAUGUUGGUGUUGGAGUUUUCGAACGAGUCAAUUUGCAAAAACAGUCACAAUUUAGAUUAAUGUCCGAAGGAUUUCCCAUAAUUUUACCUCAUCUUCCCGAUGAUUUGAUUAUAACCGUUGAUUUGGAAAGAUUUCAUCAAUUAGUACUCCAAGGAAGUGAAAUUAAUUGUGCCAAGGAAAAGGAAAUGAUCAAUUUGGAUAAUGGUUCUUAUGUUAUACAAUGUAAAUUAAUUAAGAAUCAGAAUGGAUCCGAUGAAACAAUUACACUGGCAGUUCCGAUUCUUAAAUUACAUGGACGAGUAAUUAGAUUCAUUUCUCAUGCUGUUAAAGUAAAUUAUUUACGAUUAUUAGGAUUUCUUACUCAGAAUAAUUCUGAUGAAUCAUCUACUUGAUUGAGUGAACAUUAUUGUUGAUUAUUAGCAAUACUUUACACAAGUUAAUUUAUCAAAAGAAAGUAAAAAUUAUCCAAUUAAACUGGAAAAUUUUCUUUUGAUUAUGUUGACAGUUUUUUAAAGAUUUCUAAUGAUACAGAUAAUGAAUGAAUCCUUCAAAAUAUAUUGUUAAAGUUGAUUAACUUUGAUAUUAUGUGUGUGUGUGCUAUAGUUGAUAUAUUGGUCCAAUUGUUUAAAUUAAUUUGGCAAGAAAAACAUAAAUGAUAAGUAUUAUGCUGAAUUAGACACGAUUAAUAUGUAUACGAAAAAAAAUAAUAACAUUGAUUGAGGCACUUGAUUGCUGGUGAUGCGAUAAAUGAGAUAACAUUUGUUUUUGUUUAUCCCCAAACGAAUCAUUUUGUAUCAAUUAAAUUGUCUAUUUUUUAUCUUGUU